Molecule: messenger RNA, 852 nt
Organism: Eutrema salsugineum
Lineage: Eukaryota; Viridiplantae; Streptophyta; Magnoliopsida; Brassicales; Brassicaceae
Product: ethylene-responsive transcription factor ERF057
Exons: 1
Coding region: 1-852 (283 amino acids)
Biological process (GO): regulation of DNA-templated transcription
Molecular function (GO): DNA-binding transcription factor activity; DNA binding
Source: RefSeq, a predicted model, not a curated record
AUGGAAAUAGCUUUGAACAUGAAUGGCUGCAUAGAAGAGUUUAUGAAUGCUCUUGAACCGUUCAUGAAGGUAACUUCAUCUACUACAUCUUCUACUCCAUCUUCAUCAAAACCAAAACCCUUAACUCCUAAUAACCAAACCUUACCGGUAUACCAAGCCGGUCCAAUUGGGCUAAACCAGCUCACUCCCACUCAAAUCCUCCAAAUUCAAACAGAGUUACAUCUCCGGCAAAACCAAUCUCGCCGUCGCGGCGGUGGCCAGAAACUCCAUCCUCUCACCGUCAAACCAACACCAAUGAAGAAAACCGACGUAACCAAACCGGUUAAACUAUACCGAGGUGUAAGACAACGGCAUUGGGGCAAAUGGGUUGCUGAGAUUCGUUUACCUAAAAACCGAACCCGAUUAUGGCUCGGUACGUUUCAAACCGCGGAAGAAGCUGCAUUAGCUUACGAUCAAGCUGCUCAUAAGAUCAGAGGAGAAAACGCUCGUCUCAAUUUCCCGAUAAUCGCUCGUUACGGAGAGUAUAAACAGUCAUUGUCUCCUUCUAUCAACGCGAAGAUCGAAUCCAUCUGCAAUAGCUCAGAUACUCUGCCUGAGGUUAAGAAACCGGCGAAAACAGAGGAAGGGUCCUUUGGUUUUCAUUACACGGGUCCUAAACCGGAGCAAGAACGCGAAGAUUCGGAGAAUUUCGGAUGCGGGUUUUCGGGUUCCUCUCCUGAGUCGGAUAUAACGUUGUUGGAUUUCUCAAGAGAGUGGAUGAAGGAAGAUGAGAGCUUUUUUAUGGGUUUGCAGAAGUUUCCUUCUUUGGAGAUUGAUUGGGAGGCUAUAGAUAAACUCUCUGGAUCCACAUAA